Sinocyclocheilus rhinocerous is the source of this 670-nucleotide messenger RNA. Its product is annotated as cdc42 effector protein 1-like. Gene Ontology annotation, molecular function: small GTPase binding. Gene Ontology annotation, cellular component: cytoskeleton; cytoplasm; plasma membrane. The annotation marks the transcript as partial. NCBI's taxonomy places the organism in Eukaryota, Metazoa, Chordata, Actinopteri, Cypriniformes, Cyprinidae. The transcript is spliced from 2 exons. Gene Ontology annotation, biological process: Rho protein signal transduction; regulation of cell shape; positive regulation of actin filament polymerization. The record is from RefSeq and is a predicted model, not a curated record.
AGUUUUAAAGGAGAUAUAAAAGACGUGAUGGUGUGAAACAGAUGUUUGGUAGAAGUUCUGCUUGAUUUACAUCUGGCAUCUGUUUAAAUUUGAGGAGCACAUCAUCAUCAACUUAUAUUUCUGACAGACUUUUUGGCUUUGGUGUUAAGAAUCAUUUAAGUCAUAUUUCUCGUCAUGAGUCUGGGAAAGCUGCCGGCGAUCAAAGGCCUGGUGUCCACGUCUCACGGCAAACGGCGGUUUAAGAGCGACCUGUCGGUGGACAUGAUCAGUCCGCCGCUCGGCGACUUCCGCCACACCAUGCACGUGGGCCGUGGCGGGGACGUCUUCGGUGACACUUCGUUUCUGAGCAACUACGGCGGAUCAAGUAACAGCGAUGGGAUACGGUACCCGGAUUCGCCCCCCGGCUCCAAACCGACGAGCUUUUUGUCACGAACACUGCAGCAUGUGAGAAAGACUCCUCUGCCCCGGCUGAGAGGAGGGUCACGUGACUUCUCGUCCCCUCCGCCGCCCAUCUCGCCCAUCAUUAAAAACGCCAUCUCUCUGCCUCAGCUGAACAUGAACGACGGCGGCCUGAUGAGGGCGCUGCUGCGCACCUCCACCAGCUCACCGGACGCACCGCUCUGCUCCUACGGUACCAACACAGACACCAAACUUAUCAAUUAUAUUUAUC